Molecule: messenger RNA, 594 nt
Organism: Pseudophryne corroboree (corroboree frog)
Lineage: Eukaryota; Metazoa; Chordata; Amphibia; Anura; Myobatrachidae
Product: olfactory receptor 6N2-like
Exons: 1
Coding region: 1-594 (197 amino acids)
Biological process (GO): G protein-coupled receptor signaling pathway
Cellular component (GO): membrane
Molecular function (GO): olfactory receptor activity
Source: RefSeq, a predicted model, not a curated record
AUGGCAUAUGACAGGUAUUUGGCUGUAUGCCACCCACUACAUUACACAUCCCUUAUGACAAGCAAACUAUGCAGCCAGAUGGCCUUUUGCUCGUGGAUUUGUGGGUUUUUAUGCAGCUUUUUCUUGGUCAUUCCCAGCUCUAGACUUUUAUUCUGUGGUCCAAGAAUUAUUGACCACUUUUUUUGUGACUUUAUCUCGUUGAUAAACAUUUCCUGCAAUACAACUUUGGCUACAGAUAAGAUCUUCUAUGCCUUUGCUUGGAUUGUCAUAUUAUAUUCAUUGUUACUCACCAUCAUUUCUUAUGUACAAAUAAUAAGGACAAUUUGUCAUUUGCCUUCUCAGUUAAGUAGAAGGAAAGCCUUUUCAACAUGUGCCUCUCAUCUGACUGUCGUCUUGACUUUUUAUGGAACAAUUAUUUUUAUGUAUAUCCGCCCAACCACACAAUACAUUUUGAAUAUGGAUAAAGUUGUAUCUGUAUUCUAUGUAGUUGUGAUCCCUUUGCUUAAUCCAGUAGUGUACAGUCUGCGAAACAAGGAGGUGCAUGAAGCAUUAAGAAAACAUGUUGCACGUCUUGGUGUUCUUUGCAAAUGCUAA